AUGUCUUAUGUUCAGGUUCUGGAAGGCGACAGCAUGCCGCAGGCCAACAUCAGACAUAUCCAUGUUGAAACCUCACAAUGGACGCUGGACUACCCGCCUUUCUUCGCGUACUUUGAAUGGCUGCUUUCACAGGUCGCCCACUUCGCCCACGCACCCAUACUCGACGUGAGCGCCUUGGGUUACGAUAGCUGGCAGACCGUAUAUUUCCAGAGGGCGACGGUCAUCGCAUCGGAUUUGGUGCUCGUCUUAGCACUCUACAGUCUAGGCUUGAAGACUGAUGCGGCCGCGAUAGCAAGCGCGACGAGGGGCCUUGUCGGUGAUGCCUCAUUCGCAGUCCUCCCAAACAUAUCUCCUAGGACUACCUUCAUCCUGACGAUCGCCUUCCAGACUGUGCCACUCAUCAAAUUGUUCCUUGUGCCCAAUUGGGAUAUGUUUGUGGCCGCGGUGACAUUGUGCGGGGGCUUCCUCCUUGCCUGCCGUCAUAUAUGGGUAAUUGAAGAAACUGGUGAGUUCUUUGGAACGUACGAGGACUACCUGCGCCGCAAUGAUUUCUACAGACAACACCGUUUUAUUUUUGAUUAUAUCUAUGAGGAAUUCAAGCAUGAGUACUACCCAGGAGAAACUGUUAUUAUAGCUUCAGGCGACGAGCGUUUGACUGGCCAGGUAACAGAGAAAGCCAAGUUUCCGGAGUUACUAAAACCAGACGGGACGAUAGAACGCAAAGCGUUCACUCGAUAUUGGUGUCGAGUUGAUGGGCAACCAGAGGGUCAACCGAUUUUCGAGGAAGAUCAACUUUCAAGGGAGAAGAAAACGUUCACUAAGUUGCGGCUUCGGUCGUUCCUCAAAAACUCUGCGUCCCGUGAAACCUGGUCAGGGGCACCAUGGCUUGUCAAGCAGCGUCUUGCCGAAGAGUACCGCAUUAGCACCGACAUACCUCCGCACUUAACGCAAGAGGCGCAGGCAAAAAUUCGAAAGGCCUUACAACCAAAUGGUAAGAAGAUCGAAUACGAGGGUUCACUGCAUAAUUUCCCUGCUUAUGGACCCCAAGGGGGGCCCCAGUAUCACCUGAUCAAGCCGCGAAGCAAGAAAGAGGGACAACAGCAAUUAGAGUUCUCGCAGUUUCUACAGUAUCAUCAACCGACGGCGAGCAAUGUGCCACUUCAUGUUCCUCCGGGGUUCCAGAUUGUUGCACAUGGGCCUCAUCAAAUGGUCAAUGGGUUUGCUCCCAUAGCAGCCAAAGCACAGCCAAAGCCUGCAGCGCCUCCACCGCCAAAAUAUCCCAUCGAGGACUUAGAGAUUCCUCCAGUUCGGGAUGGAGUCCAUCGCCCAGCUCUAAAAUUUCUAUCCGAUUUCCCAUCUCCAGAAGAUGAGAUGGUCGACACCGAAUCGACAGGUAUCGAAAUGGAGUCUGUAGGAUCGCUGUUGGAGACAUGGAAUACUCUCAACGUUUACUGUCAAGUCUUUCAACUUGACUCGUUCACGUUCGAUGAUUAUGUUGAGGCCUUACGUUUUAGCUCCGAUGAAAUCCAGUGUGAAUUACUUGUUGAGCUUCAUUGUGCGGUUUUGAAGAAGCUCGUCAACGACUCAAAUGACAAGAAUGGACAAGUUCAGAUAUCGUUGCCUGAUCAGCCAGAGAGUGAGGAUGAGCAGACAUCCCCGGAGGAAAGUAGCCAGGCCUCCCCCGAACCUGAGCCUGUGAAGCCUCCAGCGCGCUCGACCAGAAGUAGUCUACUGAAGAAUGAGGCCGCAGAGUUGAGAGAAGCCACGAAUACGCUGUCACUAUCAGACACCAAACUGCACCGAGCCACGGAAAUGGACCAUCACCAACGCGGCUACGAUUGGAAAAUGCGAUUGCGAAAACGCGAUUUCCAGGAAGGUAGGUGGGUUUGCAUCAUUGUAGGGCUUUUGAAUCAGCUUUCUCGCAACCAACGUCUUUCUAAGACCUGCACUGACAUCCUAAAACGUCUUGCCCCUCUUGACAGGGACCCCACACCGGAAACGGCUUUUGCGCAAUAUCAAAGUCUUGACAUUAAAUAUCGGGUCAACAUCAUCCAGACGCUCUGUAUGAAGGUCUUAGAGACAAAGAUUGUCAAACAAUAUAUGGAGGAUUGCAGUAUUCAAAUGACGGAACAUCGCAAAGAAAAGAAUGAAUUGAAGAGAAGCUGGAAAGCAGCGGCGGACGAAUUACGCCAAUUACUCGAGGAACGGAAAGCUUUACAGCCCGACGACACUUCGGCAACGCCUCCGCCUGAACUGGAGGAGAUAGAUGACCCGAAAAUCGAAGCCGACGAGGAAGAAGAUGGCGGUGGCACUGACCUCAUGCCAGAAUCAGACGACGACGCACCUCACCAAGGGCGAUCGUUGCGACGAGCCAAUGAUAGGGCGACCGCACGUAGGAAACGCGCAGAAGAAGACAAGGAACGUAAAGCGGCAGCUGCAGCAGAGAAAGCAAAAAAACCUUCCAAGGAGGAAAAGAAAUACGAGAAGAUACUCUCAAAGAUUGAAAGCGUCAAAGAGCAAAUCAAGGAGCUUGAAGACGAGAUUGCUGUUGUUGAAAAUGAUUUACGCGAGGCCGACUGUCCGCGUACUCGAGUACUGGGGAAGGAUAGGUUUUGGAACCGCUACUAUUGGAUGGAACGCAAUGCUAUGCCUUAUGCUGGUCUGCCAGAUAGCUCUACCGCAUUUGCUGGGUAUGCAAAUGGGUGCGUUUGGGUGCAAGGACCAGAUGAGUUGGAGAGGAUGGGGUUCAUUGAACUGUCGGACGCCGAAAACAUGCAGUAUGCCCGUGCGUUUCAAAUGACAGUACCUCAAAGGAAGGAGAUCGAAGAGGGUGAGACUCACGUCACGGACGCCCAUCAAUGGGGCUAUUACGAGGAUCCUGAUACUUUGGAUAUGCUCAUCGGAUGGCUUGAUAAUCGUGGCGUAAGGGAGGCUAAGUUACGAAAAGAACUGCAAGGCCAGCGCGAAGCCAUCUCGCUACAUAUGCGGAAACGGCAAGAGUACCUUUCCAAAGACGAGGAUAAGAAGUCAGAGCCUGCUGAGCCUGCGACUGGGGUUUCAACGCGGCGAAAAACUUACGUGGACCCCACGAGUCAUCAUUUCCUGGCUUGGAGAAAUACAACGGCUCUGCGAGAGAUUGGUCAUCUACACUCCGAGAAUCAGAAACCUACUACAAGGAAGCAACGAGGAAUUGCUGUCAAGAAAGCUCAGCUCAUUGAGGAGCCGGAAGAACCAGCGCCACGUCAGACGAGAGGAAAUGGGCGUGGAGGAAGUGCGAGAGGCACGGCGAGGACGCGUGGGAGGCAGCCGGUAAGGCAGGGGUCUCGGUACGAUUUUUGA
Bacidia gigantensis is the source of this 3339-nucleotide messenger RNA. RefSeq lists its product as uncharacterized. The record is from RefSeq and is a predicted model, not a curated record. The transcript is spliced from 11 exons. Bases 1 to 3339 code for a protein of 1112 amino acids. Gene Ontology annotation, molecular function: hexosyltransferase activity. NCBI's taxonomy places the organism in Eukaryota, Fungi, Ascomycota, Lecanoromycetes, Lecanorales, Ramalinaceae.